Hirundo rustica (Barn swallow) is the source of this 529-nucleotide messenger RNA. Its product is annotated as neurophysin 1-like. Gene Ontology annotation, cellular component: extracellular region; secretory granule. Bases 41 to 412 code for a protein of 123 amino acids. The transcript is spliced from 3 exons. Gene Ontology annotation, molecular function: neurohypophyseal hormone activity. NCBI's taxonomy places the organism in Eukaryota, Metazoa, Chordata, Aves, Passeriformes, Hirundinidae. The record is from RefSeq and is a predicted model, not a curated record.
UUGGGAUGAGCAGCCAAAAACCUUCCCCUGUCCCGCCGCUAUGUCCUGCAAGGCUCUGGCCCUCUGCCUCCUGGGGCUCCUGGCUCUCUCCUCCGCUUGCUACAUCCAGAACUGCCCCAUCGGGGGCAAACGCGCUGUGCUGGACAUGGACAUCAGGAAGUGCCUGCCCUGCGGGCCGCGGAACAAGGGCCACUGCUUCGGGCCCAACAUCUGCUGCGGGGAGGAGCUGGGCUGCUACAUCGGCACCUCGGAGACGCUGCGCUGCCAGGAGGAAAACUUCCUGCCCACGCCCUGCGAGUCGGGACGCAAACCCUGCGGCUCCGGGGGGAGCUGCGCCGCUCCCGGCAUCUGCUGCAGCACCGAGGGCUGUGGCACUGACUCAUCCUGUGAGCAGGAGAUGCUGUUCGUGUAGCCCACCCGGCAGAGAAUCCGCGGGAUCUGCAUCCAUCACUGUCCCAGCCCCACCUCAGGGAGCUGAAGUGAUGAGCUUAAUUAGAAAUAAAACUUGGACAGAAAAACUACCCAGAAA